Messenger RNA from Aspergillus saccharolyticus JOP 1030-1, 7119 nucleotides. It is a transcript of the gene fma-PKS, whose product is annotated as polyketide synthase fmaB. The transcript is spliced from 7 exons. Gene Ontology annotation, molecular function: fatty acid synthase activity; 3-oxoacyl-[acyl-carrier-protein] synthase activity; zinc ion binding. NCBI's taxonomy places the organism in Eukaryota, Fungi, Ascomycota, Eurotiomycetes, Eurotiales, Aspergillaceae. Bases 1 to 7119 code for a protein of 2372 amino acids. The record is from RefSeq and is a predicted model, not a curated record. Gene Ontology annotation, biological process: fatty acid biosynthetic process; secondary metabolite biosynthetic process.
AUGGCAUUGACACCUCAGACUUCAGACUCCUCGACAAGCCUGGUCUCAAGAUGCUACGUUCAAGAGCCCAUUGCUAUUGUGGGCAUGGCCUGUCGACUUCCAGGCCAGAAUGACUCACCUCAUCGGUUAUGGGAGUUCUUGAUGAAAGGGGGUGUGGCAGACACCGAAGCGCCAGAGUCGCGAUUCAAUCGGAGAGGUCACUAUGAUGGUUCCGAUAGAGCACGGACUUCACGAUCCUCAGGCGCCAUGUUCAUGGAAACCGUAGACCCUGCUGCCUUUGAUGCGAAGUUCUUCAACAUCACUCCCCAAGACGCCAUAUCGAUGGAUCCCCAACAACGUAUUCUGCUGGAGGUCGUCUACGAAGCGCUAGAGAACGCUGGCAUCUCUCUCGAGUCUAUAUCUGGCCAGAAGUACGGCUGCUAUGUUGGCGCUCACCCGGGAGAUUAUUGGGAUAUUUUCGCGCGAGAUCCUGAUGCGCGACCACCCAAUGUAGGGAUUGGGUGCUCCGGAACAAUGCUGAGUUGCAGAGUGAGCCAUUUUUUGAACAUUAAAGGUCCCAGCAUGCCCAUCGACACGGCUUGCUCGAGCUCUCUAGUGGCUAUGGACGUCGCUUGCAGAGCUCUGCAUACUGGGGAGAUCAACGGAGCGAUUGUUGCGGCAUCCAGCCUGAUUCUGAAUCCAGAGUAUGCUUGUGAAGGUGGCACGAUCCGAUUCACGCACUCCCCUACCGCUCGCUGCCACGUUUUUGACGCCAAGGCCGAUGGGUAUGUGAGAGCAGAAGGAAUGAACACAGUCAUCUUGAAACGCCUGGAUGAUGCACUCCAAGACGGCGACCCAAUUCGAGCUGUGAUCCGGGGUAUUGCAAACAAUCACAAUGGUCGCACCCCUGGUAUUGCGUCUCCAAGCGGAGAGGAUCAAGCAGCCGCUGUGCGACAAGCGUACGCUAAUGCGAAUAUCACCGACUUCUCGCAAAUUGGCUACCUGGAAUGCCACGGCACUGGCACUCUCGUCGGCGACCCGAUCGAAACGGAGGGUGCUUCCACGGUCUUUGCGCCGUUUAGGCCGGAUGCUCGCCCGCUGCGGAUUGGAUCGGUCAAGAGCAACAUCGGACAUUCUGAGCCGGCCGCAGGCCUGUCGGGGGUCAUAAAGGCAGUGAUGGUCCUCGAAACUGGAAAGAUCCCGGGCAAUCCCACUUUCCUGACACCGAAUCCUAACAUUGACUUCAAAAAGCUGAAGCUAGAGGUUUCGCAGCAUGUGACGGAUUUCCCUGAUAUGCCGUUUCGUCGCGUGGGUGUCAACUGUUUCGGAUUUGGAGGGUCGAAUGCCCAUGCUAUCCUCGACGAACCCAGGGCAGUAGUACAGAAUUACACACCGACCUAUACAUCAUCAUUCCAAGGGGCCCCAGCUAGUAAGGCGGAACCCACAAAUUCUCGACCUUACUUGCUGUGCUUUUCAGCCAAUGAAGAAUCGUCGCUCCGUCGCUACAUACAGAACGUCACCCAGCAUGUGGAAGAAGAGAAGGUCCACAUCGCGUUGAGGGAUCUUGCCCAUACUCUCGGGACUAGACGAAGCCAUUUAUUCAACCGAGCUUACAUGGUCGCCAACAGUCUGAGCUUCUCGCAGCCCGCCGUGGUUACGUUUGGCAAGAAAAAUAUCCGACCGCCUCAAGUCGGCUUCGUCUUUACUGGACAAGGGUCUCAAUGGCCGGAGAUGGGCCGCGAACUCCUACAGACAUUCGAGCCAGCGCGAGAAAUGAUUCUGAAUCUUGACAGCGUUCUACAGUGCUUAGUAGACCCGCCGAAAUGGACACUGUUCGACGAGCUGACUGCAGCCCGAGAACCAGAGCAUGUUCGCAAACCCGAAUUCAGCCAGCCGCUCGUAACCGCACUCCAACUCGCCUUGAUUGUGGUUCUUCGUGGUUGGGGAAUAGCCCCUAAUGCAGUUGUCGGUCAUUCUUCUGGUGAGAUCGCGGCCGCCUAUGCGGCUGGGUACUUGACAUCGGCAGAGGCUAUCAUCAUUGCGUACCAUCGAGGCAAAGCAUCGGCCAAUGAGAAGCCGCAUGACGAGGCAUUAGGAAUGUUAGCCGUAGGCAUCGGAGCUAAUGAGAUCGAUCCUUUCAUGGAAGGCACGGAAAAUGUUCAGAUUGCCUGCUACAAUGGCCCAAAGAGUCUAACAUUGUCUGGCAGCAAAGCAGGGCUCGAGGAGGUCCAAACGCGGCUUGUAGAAGCCGGAGUCUUUGCCCGUAUGUUGCAGGUGGAUAUGGCCUACCAUUCCGCUUACAUGGAGAAUAUUGGCAUAACCUACGAAAAGCUGCUGGCGCGAGACCUGCCACCCACUUUUCAUAGGACUCGAACCUUGGAUGCCGUAUCGAUGUUUUCAUCUGUCUCCGGGUCAAAGCAAGAGCGCCCACCUGAUGUCAAUUACUGGAAGACUAACAUGACGCGCCCUGUGCGGUUCGAUGAAGCUGUUCGCUGUAUGCUGACAGAGGAGUCACCGAUUGACAAGCUGAUUGAAAUCGGCCCUAGUGGGACCCUCAAGGGGCCCAUUGCACAGAUUAUGGCCAGCAUGGGUGCUAAGGCGACGGGUACUGCCUACCUUUCGUCUCUCAGGCGAGGUCAAGACUCCAUUCGGUCUACGCUCGAGGUUGCCGGUGAAUUGUAUCUCUCCGGACUCCCAGUCGACAUGGCACAGGUCAAUGAGGAUGCUCAGUCCCCUGCGCCCCGCAUCAUCAUCGACCUGCCGAACUACUGCUGGAACCAUUCAACCAAGUAUUGGAAUGAGAGCACCGCCAGUCGGGAUUGGCGAUUCAAGAAGUUUGUUCACCACGAUUUGAUUGGGAGCAAAGUCCUCGGCACGCCUUGGCGCGCACCAGUGUUCAAGAAAUCUAUGGCCCUGUGUAAUCUGCCUUGGCUGAAGGAUCAUCGCAUUGGAUCCAACACUGUUUUUCCUGGCUCGGGCUACCUCGCCAUGGCCGUUGAAGGCAUUUACCAAGUGCAGUCAAUGAACGGCCUAUCCUCUGCCAACACGGCGAGUGAGCUAUGCUAUCAUCUCCGAAACGUCCGCUUUGAAAUGGCUCUCACACUGGAAGAAGGCAUCGAGCCCGACGUAUACUUAUCUCUCAACCCUCUUCCGGGCUCUAAGGAUGUGUGGUACGAAUUUUCGGUCUCGUCAAGCCACGCUGGCGGCGCUACGAUCAAGCAUGCAGGUGGUCAGAUUCGCGUUCAAGACCCUGUUCUUGACGCCGCUUCUGCGACAGAUAUUGCCCCUCUCGUUAACCCAACACCAGGAGACCUCUGGACCAAGGCAUUUGCCGAGAUGGGAUUCGAAUACGGCCCAGCAUUCUACUUACUAGAGAAAGUUGAGGCGCAUGCGGGAAAGCGCUAUUCUCGUUCCCUGGUGAGUCUUUCGGAACCUCUAGCGAAUGGAAAGACCCAAUCCCACUACCCGUACCAUCCCGCAGCCCUGGAUGGCAUUUUUCGAGCGACAGCCCCUGCAUUCUGCGAAGGACUUCGCACGCGUCUUAAGGAACCGCUGGUUCCGUCAGCAUUUGACGACCUGAUUAUCAACCCCAACCCGAACCGUCCGACGUCAGGAAUGGCUAUAGCGACUAGUGUGUACUCUGGAAGAGGCCGUGAAGACACUGGGAAAAGCUUCUGGUCUGAUGUAUCAAUGUACGACCCUGAUACCGGGGCGCUACUCAUGCAGUUGAAGAACUUUUCAACACAUCUCAUCGACCUCGGGGUGUGCGCAACCAAAUCACAAUGGCUGACCCAGGAUGUCUGGAAGCCAGAUGUCGCCACCUUGACGGUUGAAGCUAUGUCCAAAUUGAAAGUACAGCAGAAGGCGCUAGUCUCCUACGUUCUCGACUUGAUGACUCACAAAAACCCUGCCUUGGCUAUCUUGGAGAUCAACUUGGGGACGGGAGCUGAAACUAGCACGUGGUUUGAGAGGGAAAGCACAGCCGUCACUGACUCCUAUCGCAAGUAUUGUUGUUUAGGUGAUAACCUUGAAGCACUAGACCUGUUUCAAGCUCGCUAUCAGGACAGGAAGAACACGUCUUUUUGCCCCUACAACCGAGAGGCUUCCGCUCUGGGAUUGGAGUCCGGGGACAACACUUUCGAUAUUAUCAUCAUCAACCCGAGCACGGAUCAGGUUAUAGCUCCUGUACUAACAGCUGUCAAGAGUCUUCUGACAGCAAACGGACGUAUAUUGCUUACUGCAUUGAGCGAUCAAGAUGACGCGACUGGGCAAAUUGCCGGGCUUGGAUUUUCACAUGUCCUGCCAAUGGUUGGAACAGACGGAGUCGGGUAUCUAUGUUCUACAAGCUCGUGCGACGAGAAGAGCGUAAGCCUCAAACCGUUGCAUGUUUUUUACAUGGAACCUACAACAUGCCUUACACAGGCAAUCAGAGCUCAGCUUAACAUAGCCGGUUGGGACGCAUACGAGCAUGUCUGCAACCCUGACAACAUUCCUGAGUCAGGCACGGUCUUGAUCAUUGACGAGCUCUUUGCUCCGGUCUUGCCUCACUUCUCGGACGAACAAUGGCAGUGUCUGCGCGGCCUCGUGGGACGCGGCUGUAAAAUUCUUUGGGUCACGCAGGGAGGUCAAAUGCAGGUGACAGAGCCCGACAAUGCUAUGAUUACCGGUCUCUUCCGAUCAAUCCGAUCAGAAGAUCCAUCCGCAGUAGUCAUGACACUGGAUGUUGAGAGUCGGGACGACCCCUCAGCGCCGAAUGCCAUCGUGCACGCUCUGUCCCAAUUAAGCCGCCCGCAGGCGCGUUGGACCACAGACAUGGAAUACGUUGAGCGCGAUGGGAUAAUUUACAUCCAUCGCGUGGCACCGUACAAACGCCUGGGAGAGGCCAUUAAAGAGGAGGCGGACGCCCCGAUUCAGACACGGAUUCACGACCUUACUUCGAUCGUGCAGCUACGAGCUCAGAAACUAGGUACUCUUGAAGGACUCGCCUUCUGUGAAAUCCCCGAUGUCACCCUACCGGACGACCACGUUGAGAUUGAGAUACACGCCGUCGGCCUCAACUUCAAGGAUGUGGCCGUCACUAUGGGCAUCGUGCCCGAGAACGAAUACCUACUCGGGUUGGAGGGCGCGGGCAUUGUCCGACGCGUAGGAUCUGGCCUGUCGCCAGGCCUUGUGGGCAGUCGCAUGGUCUUCAUUAUCAAAGGAGCUCUGGCCAACCGAAUUCAGGUCCCGAUCAGCUACACCCAUGAGAUACCGGACUCCAUGUCGUUUGAAGAGGCCGCCAGCAUGCCGGUCGUUUACUCCACUGCCAUCUACUCUCUGUUCAACAUCGGUAAUCUUCAAAAGGGCCAGAGAGUCUUGAUUCAUUCUGCAGCGGGAGGCGUUGGAAUUGCAUGCAUCCAACUUGCGAAAUAUGCAGAAGCAGAUAUCUUCGUUACAGUUGGCACCAAUGAGAAGAGACAGUAUCUGAACGAGACAUUCGGCAUCCCGUUUGACCGGAUGUUUACCUCCAGAAGUACCACGUUCGCCGCGGAAAUCAUGAAAGCCACUAAUGGCCAAGGUAUUGACGUUAUUGUGAAUUCGCUGACAGGCGAGUUGCUUGACGCUACCUGGCGAAUCUGUGCCGACGGUGGCACCAUGGUGGAGAUCGGUAAGCGGGAUAUUGUCGAACGCAAUUAUCUCUCGAUGGAACCAUUCGACCGCGGCUGUUCUUACCGGGCUGUGGAUCUCUCCCAUGCCAAGAUAAUGCGUGAUGGCGUACAUUUCAAACUCAUAAAGCGCCUCUUCGAGCUGAUCGCGGGUGGACAUAUCACCCCAAUCACGCGCAUCACACGAUUUUCGAUGAUGCAGGUCCAAGACGCCUUUGCCUACCUCCGUAGUGGUAAGCACAUUGGUAAGGUUGUGAUCAGCGACGGAGAGGCGCUCGGAGAUGUUGAAGUGCCCGUCCACCGUCUGCAGCACAACGUGACAAUAACAGAUCAAUCAGCCUUCCUGAUUGUCGGCGGACUGAAGGGCCUCUGCGGUAGCUUGGCGGUGCGCCUUGCCUACCGCGGUGUGCGCCACAUUGUUAUCAUGACACGCAGCGGAUGCCGCGAUCCGCGAUCGCAAGCGGUGAUCGCGCAAUGUCGGUCGCUGGGGUGCGCGGUCUACGACUGCUGCGGCGACGUGGCGCGGAUUGUAGACGUGCGCCGCGCCUUUACGCGAGCCCCUUACCCGAUUCAGGGAGUCAUUCAUGGGGCAAUGGUUCUACGGGACCGGCCAUAUGAGACAAUGACAGUCAGAGAGUUCCACGAAGCGGUUGAAGCUAAGGUGCACGGUGCGUGGAACUUGCACAGCGUGGCCACGGAGAAGCGCCUGCCCUUGGAUUUCUUCCUGUGUCUCUCCAGCAUCUCCAGUGUGAUUGGCAGCAAGGGUCAAGCCAACUACGCCGCUGCAAACUGCUUUCUCGACUCCUUUGCGGCCUAUCGCCGAUCUCUCGGUGCCAAGUGCCUGACAAUCAACCUGGGUGUGAUCGAGGAUGUGGGUGUGGUAGCCGAGUCGGACGCUCUCUCCCAGCGCCACCAGCGGUCCGUCGAGAUCACUGCUAUCCCGGAGAGCGCGCUGCACGCGAUUCUGGACGCGGCGCUAUGCUGUCAGGCUACCACCGAGGAAGGUGGACCCCAAAUCGCGCAGAUAAUCACUGGUCUUGCUCUUCCGCAGGACCCGGAACAAUCGAUGCUCCGCUUUGACCUGCGCUUCCGCACGCUCUUUGUUGCCAACGGGGCGGGGUCGUCGUCUGCCGGAGGGUCCGGCAGUAAGACUGAUCCUCUUGCUCGGGCUGUGCAACGAUUCCGGGCGCUUUUCCGCGCUGACCCCGAUGCUGAGACGGACGACCAGUUGGUGCAGCAGACAUGCUUGGAGAUUCUGGGGACCCGACUGGCGCAGAUGCUCCGGUGGGAUGACUCGCAGCAGGUGGAGCCGGGCCAGCCGCUGUCGGUCUAUGGGUUAGACUCGCUGGCGGCGGUAGAGCUGCGCAACUGGAUCAAGGCAGAGAUGGGGGCGAACGUGAGUACACUGGACAUUGUCAAUGCGGAUAGUUUGGUAAUGCUAGGCGGGAGAGUGGUGUCGAAGUUGCGAGCCGAGCAGGACAAGGAAAGGGGUUAG